AUGGACGACGGCCCUAAGCGAUGGGUACCUGACGAGGAAGCGAGUCGCUGCUUCCUUUGCUCGUGCAGCUUCGACGUAACCACAAGGAGGCAUCAUUGCCGAUGCUGCGGACGCGUAGCCUGUGCCGCAUGCACGCCGAACAAGGCUCUGGUGCCACUCAACGAUGUGGUGUACCCCCCCUCGGAUGCAUCCAUGUCUUUGGCGGACUUCGAUCCGCGGGAAGCGCAGCGGGUGUGCAGGGAGUGUGAGCACGUGCUGGCACCGCUGCAAGCGGAUCUACAGCUAACGAUGACGCACGCUGCGAUGCCCACCCAUCACAGCAGGGCCUCAGUGGAGCGGUACCUCAACUCCCCCGUGACGUUCGACCUCACGGGCGAGAUCUUGAAGGCCUCCAACACGCUGCUAAACUUCACCGGCGACAACGUCAUCGAGGGCGCGGACAGCAUCCCGCAGGACCUGAUCGCAGACGCCAGAGGCCUGGCCUUCAUCACCUUCGUCAAGGCCGGGCUGUUCGUGACGGCGAGAGUGGGCACGGGACUGGUGGUGGCGAGAAGGCCGGACGGGGGGUGGUCCGCACCGUCGGCCCUGGGGAGCUUCGGCCUCGGCUGGGGGUUUCAAGUCGGCGGGGAACUGACGGACGUGGUGAUCGUGCUGAACACCAUGAGCGCUGUGGAGGCCUUCACUGGUACCGGACAGGUAUCUCUCGGAACGGAGCUGAGCCUCUCCGUCGGCCCCGUCGGCAGAACUGCCUCAACCGACAUCAGGGCCGGCGACGGCGGCGUAGCGGCUGCCUUUUCGUAUGCCCACUCCAAGGGCGUGUUUAUCGGGGUGUCUCUCGAGGCAGCCACCAUGGUUACCCGCAAAGACACGAACCGCGAUUUCUACGGGACCAAGGUUUCUGCGCAGGAGCUCCUGCUGGGCGACUUCCCCCCCCCGAAGGCAGCCGAGCCUCUCUACAAAGCCCUCGAGGAGGUAGAGACCCGUCACACCGUGUGGGAGCGCAGCCGCCUUAUCCCUCCCGGCACGGCAGCAGCGGGAAUGGGCGGGAUGGUCGGCGGAGGCGGCGGCGGUGGCGGCGGGCGAGGCUCAACGGACGCGCACUACGCCCCCUUCCAGCCGGACGCGGAGAACCACCUUAGAAAUUUCGCGGUGACGGCGGACGAGCGCAGGCAGAUGGAGGAGGACUACCGCCUCGCGCUGGCGAUGCAGAAGGGGGAAGCGGCGGUGGCCAACGGUCCAGCGGCGGGGGUGGCGGGGGCGGUGUCUGGAGAAGGUCGUCGGGAAGCAAGGGGGACAAGGACGAUGAGUGGGAGCUGGAGCGAAGAGCCCGCAUCGAAAAGGCGCGAAUGGCGGAGGCUGAGGAGACCGCCACCGCCGACAACGAACUCGGCGAGAUGGCUUCUUUCCUCAACGAAGGAAGCGGGGGGGGAGGGGUAG
This is a messenger RNA of Ectocarpus siliculosus, 1437 nucleotides long. The record is from the annotation of a GenBank genome assembly. NCBI's taxonomy places the organism in Eukaryota, Phaeophyceae, Ectocarpales, Ectocarpaceae.